Messenger RNA from Gracilinanus agilis (Agile Gracile Mouse Opossum), 1622 nucleotides. RefSeq names its product protein O-mannose kinase (gene POMK). Gene Ontology annotation, cellular component: endoplasmic reticulum membrane. Gene Ontology annotation, biological process: carbohydrate phosphorylation; protein phosphorylation; protein O-linked glycosylation. NCBI's taxonomy places the organism in Eukaryota, Metazoa, Chordata, Mammalia, Didelphimorphia, Didelphidae. The coding region runs from base 112 to 1185 and encodes 357 amino acids. The transcript is spliced from 3 exons. Gene Ontology annotation, molecular function: protein kinase activity; ATP binding; carbohydrate kinase activity. The record is from RefSeq and is a predicted model, not a curated record.
ACAGGUUCCUAUGCCUUAGUGAUGCUGCCUCCGGAGAGGGAGGGGCUCUGUCGCGAGUGGUCCUUCCUUCGAACGCGGUGAAAACGCCUUGAUCCGAAGUGACAGGGCGGCAUGGAAGAGAACGACAUGGAAAAGAAAUUGCAGGGUUGUAAAAAAGGUUCUUCUCAAAGAGAAAUCCCUGUCCCACCAGCUGUACUGUUGCUGUUUGUAAUGGGCCUUAUGAACAUCAUCCUCUACCUCUACCUUGAUCAUGUUUUUGUCUCUCCUCCGCCCGCUGUUGUGGAGGCCCUUCGCUGUCCCUUUGGGACUUUCCGUAUGGGACAGAUGAAAAAUUGUUCCCCAUGGCUCUCUUGUGAAUCCCUGAGAACAGAAGUCAGGAAACUGAAACGUGUUGGGGAAGGAGCUGUGAAAAGGGUCUUUCUUUCUGAAUGGAAGGAACAGAAAGUGGCUCUUUCACAGCUCACCAGACCAGAGAUGAAAGAAGAUUUCCUCCACGGUGUGAAGAUGCUGAAAGCCUUACAAAGUGAACAUGUCGUCAUGCUGCUUGGCUAUUGCGAAGAUGAUGGCACUCUGCUUACCGAAUAUCAUCCUUUGGGAACUUUGAAGACCCUGGAAGAAACAUUAAGCCUCCCUAAAUACCAAAGCCUGAACACCUGGCAUCACAGAUUGAAACUGGCAAUUAACUAUGUAAACAUUAUUAACUAUUUACACACUAGUCCCUUGGGCACCUUGGUGAUGUGUGACUCAAAUGACUUAGACAAAAUACUUUCUCAGUACUUGUUGACAAGCAGUUUUAAUAUCGUGGCAAAUGAUCUUGAUGCUUUGCCUACUGUCAACAAGGACAAGGGGAUCCUGGUCAGAUGUGGCCACAGGGAGCUCCUGGGGGAAUUUGUAGCCCCUGAGCAACUUUGGCCUUAUGGAGAGGAAACUCCUUUUAAUGAUGAUCUCAUGCCACCAUAUGAUGAGAAGACAGACAUCUGGAAAAUACCUGAAGUCUCCAGUUUCCUUUUGGGGCAUGUGGAAGGGAGUGAUGUAGUCAGAUUCCAUUUGUUUGAGAUCCACAAGGCAUGUAAGAAGAAGAAUCCAGAAGAAAGGCCUUCAGCCCAGGUGGUCCUAGACACUUACCAAAAGGUUUUGAAUUCACUUAGAGACACAGUCAUGCCUGGGGUAAGAGAAAUGUUGUGAAAACCAGACUAAACAGUAAGAGGAGGGCCAUGAUGAUUUAAUGGAAGAAUACAAGCUACUUUUCUCAGUUGACAUUUUUAGUCUUGGUUGUGGCAGUCUUCAGCUGCACUCAGAUGGUUAUUUUCAGUCAUCUCUUUGUAAAUGUUGAGCUGAAAAAUGGUAAAAAAAAAAUUGGGGGGGAAGAGUGGGAAGAGGAGUGAUAUGUGCAUGGAAGACGUAGAAAGGACAUUGCAUUUCAAGUCAGAGGCCCUGAUUACAUGGGUUCAAAUCCUGGCUCUAUCACUUACAAUCUUUGUGAUAUUAGUUAACUUCUUCUGGAUCUCAGUUUCCUUAUUUGCAAAAUGAACGGGUUGGCCAAGAUGACCUCUGUAAAGUUUGUUUCCUGUUCUUACGAACUUUGGACCUUAUUUUAAAUCUAGCUUCCAAUUCCUUUCUCA